UUUCCCUUUGCCUUCACGUGAUUCUGAUUUUUGCAGAGUCCGACAGCGGCUACUCAGCUAUUACAUGCUUUUGUCACCUUCUGCUUAAACCCUCUCCUUGUCUAUUAGGCAAAUGAAAAAUAUGGCCAAAUCACACUCUUCUUGUGCUGCCCUUUAGCUUUUCAACUGAGAAAAAUAGCAAAGAGAAAAAACACCCAACCUUCUUCAUUCCCAUUUUCACAUUCUUGCUAACUGUUUCUCCAAUAAUGCUGGCAAUGCUUCCUUUUCAACCCUUUAAACUUUUCUUCAUCUCCUUCUCACUCAUCUUCACCUUAGUAAUUUCUUCUUCUUAUUCACAACCAAACGAUGUGCAAGCACUUUUAUCUUUCAAAUCCAAAGCUGAUUCGAAAAACAAACUUUACUCCUUCUCUCCAAACACGACCUUCCGUUUCUGUCAAUGGCAAGGAGUGAAAUGCGUGCAACAGAGAGUGAUUCGUCUCGUCCUUGAGGACUUAGAUCUAGUUGGUACUUUAGCUCCAGACACGUUGACUCGGCUUGACCAGCUCCGAAUCCUGAGUUUGCAAAACAACUCGCUCACCGGUCCGAUUCCUGACCUCGCCGGACUCGUCAACCUCAAAACCCUCUUUCUCGACCACAACUCUUUCUCAGGCACUUUUCCACCGUCGAUCCUGAAGCUCCAUCGAAUCAGAACCGUAGAUUUAUCAUACAACAACCUCACCGGAGCAUUACCGUCUUGGUUAGCCACACUAGACCGGCUCUACUACCUCCGGCUCGAGUGGAACCGGUUCAACGGUUCCGUUCCUCCACUUAACCAAACCACUCUCCAAACCUUCAACGUCUCCGGUAACAACCUAACCGGACCGAUUCCGGUUACAGUCACUCUCGUCCGGUUCGGCUCCUCCUCGUUCUCACAAAACCCUACUCUCUGCGGUGAGAUUAUAAACAAGGAAUGCCAGCCUGGCACUCCCUUUUUCACACCACAACCGUCUCCGUCGAAUGCGGCGCCUCCGCCGCAUAUUUCGUUAGGCGAGAGCGCGGAAGUACACGGCGUCGAGCUGAGUCACGAACCGUUACAAAAAAAGCACGAGAGAACCAAAGUGAUCAUCGGCUUCUCGGCUGGCGUGGCGGUUCUGAUCGUCUCGGUUGUUUGCUUCGUUAUAGCCGUUAAGAAACAGAGGAGCCAGAAAAAGGGCGAGUACUCGGCAUCGGCUUUGACGGCGGCUCCGGCGAUGGCUUCGGAGGAAGCGGAUGCUGCGGCGGCGCAAGCUGCGAUGGAGCAAGAGAAAGAGUUGGAGGCGAAGGUGAAGAGAGCGCAAGGGAUGCAGGUGGCGAAGAGUGGGAGCUUAGUAUUCUGUGCGGGUGAGGCGCAGCUGUACUCGCUGGACCAGCUUAUGAGAGGCUCGGCUGAGUUGCUUGGGCGUGGGACCAUUGGGACCACUUACAAGGCAGUGCUUGAUAACCGUCUGAUUGUCAGUGUUAAAAGAUUGGACGCUGGGAAAUUAGCGGGUACAAGUAAGGAAAUAUUUGAGCGUCACAUGGAAUCAGUGGGUGGGCUUAGACAUCCAAAUUUGGUUCCACUUAGGGCCUUUUUCCACGCCAAGGAAGAAAGGCUUUUGGUUUAUGAUUACCAGCCCAAUGGCAGUCUCUCCUCUCUCAUUCACGGUUCAAAAUCAACUAGGGCAAAGCCACUCCAUUGGACAUCAUGCUUAAAAAUAGCAGAGGAUGUAGCACAAGGCCUCUCCUACAUCCACCAAGCAUGGAGGCUUGUCCAUGGCAAUCUCAAGUCCUCCAAUGUCCUCCUUGGCCCCGACUUCGAGGCAUGUGUCACGGACUACUGCCUCUCCAUCCUUGCCAACCCAGCCUGCGAUGAUGACCAAGAAAACACUGCAUAUAAAGCCCCCGAAACUCGCAAUUCCAAUCACCAAUCAACCUCAAAAUCCGAUGUCUACUCGUUUGGAAUUUUGUUGCUAGAGCUUCUCACAGGCAAACCUCCAUCGCAGCAUCCAUUUUUGGUGCCCAAUGAUAUGGUAAAUUGGGUUAGGUCCACAAGGGAUGAAGAUGGAGGGGAAGACAAUAGUAUGGAAAUGCUUCUUGAGGUGGCUAUAGCUUGUAGCCUAACCUCACCUGAGCAGAGGCCCACUAUGUGGCAGGUAUUGAAGAUGUUACAGGAGAUUAAAGAGACUGUAUUAAUGGAGGAUGGUGAAUUAUUGGACCCGCCUACUGCCAUGUCCUAGUUUUAUCGUUUCUACGUACAAUAGAUGAGUCAUGAAUAGAGAUAAAAGAUAUAGAUAACAACUAAUGCAAUGCUGCUUUUCCUUACAUUUUUCCACCUCAUAUACUUAUUUAUUUUCUGCGUUCUUUCCCUA
Molecule: messenger RNA, 2366 nt
Organism: Quercus lobata
Lineage: Eukaryota; Viridiplantae; Streptophyta; Magnoliopsida; Fagales; Fagaceae
Product: Leucine-rich repeat protein kinase family protein
Exons: 2
Coding region: 246-2234 (662 amino acids)
Biological process (GO): protein phosphorylation
Molecular function (GO): protein kinase activity; protein binding; ATP binding
Source: RefSeq, a predicted model, not a curated record